Molecule: messenger RNA, 1358 nt
Organism: Vombatus ursinus (common wombat)
Lineage: Eukaryota; Metazoa; Chordata; Mammalia; Diprotodontia; Vombatidae
Product: interleukin enhancer-binding factor 2
Exons: 14
Coding region: 87-1259 (390 amino acids)
Source: RefSeq, a predicted model, not a curated record
GUGCCGGCAAGCAGCCUCUCCGGUUGUUGGCUCCUCAGAGGAAGGGGCGGUUGGCGGGGCCUCCAUUGUUCAAGACUGUGGGAACCAUGAGGGGUGAUCGAGGCCGUGGUCGUGGAGGGCGCUUUGGCUCCAGGGGAGGACCAGGAGGAGGGUUCAGGCCAUUUGUGCCACACAUCCCAUUUGAUUUCUAUGUGUGUGAAAUGGCCUUCCCCCGAGUCAAACCUGCACCUGAUGAAACCACUUUCAGUGAGGCAUUACUGAAGAGGAAUCAGGACCUUGCUCCCAACUCUGCUGAACAGGCAUCCAUCCUUUCUUUAGUAACAAAAAUCAACAAUGUAAUUGACAACUUGAUUGUGGCUCCAGGGACCUUUGAGGUGCAAAUUGAAGAAGUCCGGCAAGUGGGAUCUUACAAGAAAGGGACAAUGACCACAGGGCAUAAUGUGGCUGAUCUGGUAGUGAUUCUGAAGAUCCUGCCAACAUUGGAAGCUGUUGCAGCUUUGGGGAACAAAGUGGUGGAAAGUCUUAGAGCACAGGAUCCUGCAGAAGUUUUGACUAUGCUGACCAAUGAAACUGGCUUUGAGAUCAGCUCUGCCGAUGCCACAGUCAAGAUUCUCAUUACAACAGUGCCACCUAAUCUUCGAAAACUGGACCCAGAACUACAUUUGGACAUCAAGGUUCUGCAAAGUGCUUUGGCAGCCAUUAGGCAUGCUCGUUGGUUUGAAGAGAAUGCUUCUCAGUCUACGGUGAAAGUUCUCAUUCGUCUACUAAAGGAUUUGAGGAUUCGGUUCCCUGGCUUUGAACCUCUCACACCUUGGAUCCUUGAUCUUUUGGGUCAUUAUGCUGUGAUGAAUAACCCUACCAGACAGCCCUUGGCCCUCAAUGUGGCUUAUAGGCGAUGCCUUCAGAUUCUGGCUGCUGGGUUGUUUCUUCCUGGUUCAGUAGGGAUUACUGACCCCUGUGAAAGUGGUAACUUCCGGGUACACACAGUCAUGACCCUGGAACAACAGGACAUGGUAUGCUAUACGGCUCAGACAUUGGUUCGUAUCCUGUCACAUGGAGGAUAUAGGAAGAUCCUUGGCCAGGAGGGUGAUGCCAGUUAUCUUGCCUCAGAAAUGUCUACUUGGGAUGGGGUGAUAGUGACACCUUCUGAAAAGGCUUAUGAAAAGCCUCCAGAAAAGAAGGAAGGUGAGGAAGAGGAAGAGAAUGCAGAGGAGCCACCUCAAGGAGAGGAAGAAGAGAGCAUGGAGACCCAAGAGUGAUUCCUUCUGAUUCUUUCUGGGCUACCAAAGGCAACAGGCAUCCUUUGUGGAGCCUGAGUGGUGGCAUGUGUGAGGUCAAGGGAAUUGUGGGACGAAAAA